UAAGCACCAAUAUUUCUAGUUGACUAGGUCGGCAUAUCCCGAGGAUGUGACAUGUAUCUCCGUGUGAUGUUUACACUUUGUUACAGUUCUUUGUCUCGAGCAUAAUAAAUCAUGAUGUCUGGGGCAUAGAUACAUAUAUUUUUUUGUAUAAGAAACAUUGCCAUCAUACCAUUUUUGGAUCAAGAAUUUCCGGAUCAACAUUUUCAGAACUUUUUUCUUGUUUUUUUUCAGCACUCGAAAUAGCCGAGGCGGCUCAUACGAAAACUCCAGGAUAAGGUAUCCGGUAGUUCUACAGAGCAGCAGCCAUGGUGUUGAUCCUGGGCAGACGGCUGAACAGGGAGGACUCUGGGACCCGGGACUCCCCCGCUGUCAAACGAAAGGUGUUCGAGGUGGACUCCAAGACGCUGACCGGUAAUGAAGUGCUGGACUUCUCCUCCGGCUCCUCCCACUCAGAGGCCAUUUUGCAGGUGUUCAAUGAGUUCCGCGACAGCCGCCUCUUCACUGACGUGGUCAUCAGUGUGCAGGGCCGCGAGUUCCCCUGCCACCGCGCUGUGCUCUCUGCCUGCUCCUCCUACUUCCGCGCUAUGUUCUGCAACGACCACCGUGAGUCACGCGAGAUGCUGGUGGAGAUCAAUGGCAUUCUGGCCGAGGCUAUGGACUCCUUCCUCAGCUACGUCUACACGGGCCGCGCCAAGAUCACCACCGAAAACGUGCAGUUCCUAUUCGAGACCUCCAGCCUCUUCCAGAUCUCCACACUGCGUGAAGCCUGCGCCAAGUUCCUAGAAGACCAACUAGACCCUUGCAACUGCUUGGGCAUCCAGCGCUUCGCAGAUGCCCACUCUCUGAAACAGCUAGCCAGCCGCUGCCGCUCGUACGCCCUGGCCAGCUUCCCUGAUGUGGCCCAACACGAGGAGUUCCUGGACCUGAGGAGGGACGAGCUGGAGGAGUACAUCUGCAGUGACGAACUGGCCAUCGGGAAGGAGGAGGUAGUGUUUGAGGCAGUGAUGCGCUGGGUGUACCACAGUGUGGAGCCCCGGAGGCCCGUGCUUAAAGAACUGUUGCACCACGUCCGUCUGCCCCUGCUGCACCCCAACUACUUUGUCCAGACAGUGGAAGGAGAUCAGAUCAUCCAGACCGCUCCAGAGUGCUACCAGCUCCUCCACGAGGCCCGACGGUACCACGUACUGGGCAACGAGAUGAUGUCACCCAGAACCCGCCCACGCAGGUCGACAGGCUUCUCAGAGGUGAUCGUGGUGGUGGGGGGCUGUGAGAGUGGGGGGUUCAACCUGCCUUACACAGAGUGUUACGACCCUGUGACAGGAGAGUGGAAGUCCCUGGCCAAGCUCCCAGAGUUCACCAAGUCAGAGUACGCUGUCUGUGCCCUCCGCAACGACAUCCUGGUCUCAGGGGGCCGUAUCAACGGCAGAGACGUGUGGAUGUACAACUCUCAGCUCAACAUAUGGAUCCGAGUUGCUUCACUCAACAAAGGACGCUGGAGACACAAGAUGGUGGUCCUACUGGGGAAGGUCUAUGCAGUGGGAGGGUAUGACGGUCAGAGUCGUCUGAGCAGUGUGGAGUGCUAUGACUCCUUCUCUAACCGCUGGACAGAGGUGGCUCCCAUGAAGGAGGCGGUCAGUUCUCCGGCCGUGUCCAGCUGUGCUGGGAAGCUCUUUGUCAUCGGGGGAGGGCCCGAUGACAACACUUGCUCUGAUAAGGUCCAGUGCUAUGAUCCAGAGGCAGACACCUGGGCGCUAAGGGCAAGCAUCCCCAUCGCUAAGCGCUGCAUCACGGCGGUCUCCCUGAACAACCUGAUCUAUGUGUCAGGUGGUCUAACCAAGUCUAUCUUCUGCUACGACCCUGCGGAGGACUACUGGAUGCACGUGGUGCACACCUUCAGCAAACAGGAGAGCUGUGGAAUGUCGGUGUGUAAUGGGAAGAUCUUCAUCCUGGGUGGGCGGGGUGAGAACGGCGAGGCCUCUGACUCCAUCCUGUGUUACGACCCGGCAACGGGCAUCAUCACAGGCGUGGCGGCCAUGCCUCGCCCCAUCUCUUACCACGGCUGUGUCACCAUCCAUCGUUACAACGAGAAGUUCCACCACCGGCCCUGACCCCACAAACACACACACAAACACACAGGCUUGUACAUAAACAUGCUUUAAAAGACAUUCACUCACACAAAAAGAUUCUUCAGACACACGCUCUCUAAAAAGGGUGCAGAUAGACAUGCACACACUGUCAACCCUUUUUUUUCCUCUCAAGAAGCAACUAAUUUAGAAAUUCAGACCACAGCCCCAGUUUCAGUUUCACUUGUUUCCUUAUUGUCCCAUGAAGCAACACUCUGGUGCUGGUAUUGUGGUAUUCCUGCUAUGCUACUCCAGAUCCAUCUAUGCCUGCCAGCUGACUUUGUUAGGGUGGUUGUUCAAUGGAAAACCAAACCAUAGACUGGCUGGUAUGCCUCCAGACACCACUAUGUCUGUGUUUAGAUAGAGCCUUCAUGGAGCCCGUGGCAGGAUCAGAUCAGAGCAGGCAGACAUGCGCCAGGGUUGUGGCGGUCAUGACAUUUUGUCGGCCGGUGAUUUUCAAGCAAAUAACUGCCGGUGUCAUGGUAAUUAACCGUUAAUUAACAUAAACACAUUUAGCAUCUCCUGGCUUCCACUCAUAGCCUACGAGCCACUAAUGCAGACCUUUGGAAUAUAUACAUUUUUUUAAGUCAUAAGAAAUCCAUUUAAUAUGGCCUACACCUUCACAAUUAAUCCAUAAUUUAUUUUAGACAGGUCUAAAGAAACAUGAUAUGAAGAAACCACCAUUCUCAAAAGGGACCGCAAAUGUGAUUAUGAUUGUAAUGCUUUAUUAUCUUCCCCAAACUUGGAACUCACAAGCAGCCUAUGUAUGUCAGUUAUUCUCCACGCCGGUUGUAAAGGGGAUUCAUGUGCUUAAUUCUAAGAAGUUAUAGGACCACUUGAGUUGUAAUACUAACCUUAUCAAAACAUAUAGGCCUAUGGGCUAGGCUACAUUAGGUGUGCGACUAUGAUUUGAAAAAGUCGCCAAAAAAAGGCAUACACUGUUUCUUGUCUUACUGGACACACUGGGCAUCAUUCACAAGUGAUAAUACACCAUUCACAAGUGAUAAUAUUGUUAUCAGACUAUUCUUAAUUUGUUAUCAGACUAUUCUUAAUUUUUGUCUUUACUGUACAUAUACUUAAUAAUAUAUGUGUGAAAUUAGUUUUGAUUUUGAAUGAACCAUUAUCAUACACUUGUCUCAGAACAGGGGCAGGGGAAAAAAUAUGUGUCAUCUAUGCAGUUAAAUAGCGAAUGGAGGACUCUUUUCCCCUGGUUAAUUUUCAUGCCUGCCGGGUAGGCUGUACUCCUGUUGUAAAGAUAAGCAUUGUGGUUAAUAUUAGGAAGGUUGAGAAAUACAUUUAGUAGGCCUAGUCUAUAGAAAACCGAUGGGAGCCUCCUCUUUUUAGGAGAAGCCAUCACUCUGUUUUCUCACACAAUUGCAUAGCCUAUAGAAAUGUUGCGCAACGUGAGCUCAUGGUCUCUCAUGAAGUGUUUGAUUUGAUUUUCCAAUCACAUUUGCAUUGAUGUUAGAGUGAUUAUAGUGACAAUAUAGUGCUGAGUACCAGGCAGUUAGCAAGUUUGGUAGGCUACUAAUGACCACCAGCAGCAUCAGAGCGCAGUUUUGGAGAAGCCUAGUUACCGUGACAAUACAGUCACGUGGAAUUUGACUGUGGUCAUGACUUGUGAACAGCGGUAAUAUGGUCACUGUAACAGCCCUAGACAUGCCUAGCAGCAUCUCCUCUUCCUAAGAACCAGAGAUAGUCUAUAUCUGCACAUCAAAGAUCACAAUCUUUGAUGGACAGAUAGGGAGUCGUGAUAGUGGAUGAAACAAAGUGUUGCUUUUAGAGAUUAUCUCCUUCAUCUUUAGGUGUUCAGGUGGACAAGUACUGACAGAUAGUGAAUUGUGAUAGUGAACAGGAAAGCUUUGAUUCAGACUUGAGAGAAAUUCAUAGGAAUCUGCCACUGAUUGACAAGGGGUGGUACAGUAAUUCUUAGAACCCAGUUUUAAAAGGCAAUAUGCAUUCCAACCAUCUUAAAAUGGCCUCCUCUUUCUUCGUAACCACUUGAUAGUAUCAUGGAAAUUGGAACAGUAUCAUGGAAUGUAUCAAGCACCUGGUUGCCAGAGGGUAGGAAUGUGGUUCCAUGACUUCAAUUGUAUAUGUCGUUAAGCAGUGAUUGUUUGGUAUAAAACAAAACAAGCUGGCCUAUGCUAAUCCAAAAACAGAAGCCAUGUCCAAAUAGAACGAAACGUCUUAUUUUCAUUGUCUUCUUUUGUCUCAUUGCCACUAAUUUCAAAUGACAUUCAUUUUAGGAAGCUACCUCCUGCUGUGGUCUGAACUCUGAUUCCGCUGACUCCUAUUUCCUUUUCCUGUUAGAGGUUCCCUUACUUACUCUUUCCAUAUCAUCUCUUUCCUCUUCUCAUAUCCUACCUCUUAUCACUGACACUUUCAUCAUAAUUCCCUUGAAUCUUUGCUACACACACACACACACACACACUGAUUUUUUUGUUGUUGUUCAAUUUAUUAAAUUAUAUUUGUCUUUUUGACUUUGGAUAUGUGUGCUGAUUUUAUACCUUGUGCUUGGUGGUGUGCUUGUUGCUACAUAGAGUUUAGAUAGUUGGUUUGGAUGUUGGGUGUGUGGGUGAUUUAGUCAAUAUCAGCAGGGCCGUUUUCUAGCAUUUUGGGGGCCCAAAGCGAGAUUUGGUUUGCAGAGAGCAAAUGUUGCAUUAUUAAAGCAAAUUUCAUGCAGUUCUACACAUUUUGCCAUGGGUUGGGGGCCCAAUAGUGGCCGCUUAUGUCGCGUGUGCCUAGAAACAGCACUAGAUAUCAGAUGCCUUAGUAGAUGAAAUCUCAAAGACUGUUAUAAGUGAGUGGUAUAUUGGGUGAUUUUUAUUAUAUGUAAACCAGUUAUAGCUUUAUAUCAUAACAGUCUGUUUACUAUUGUGCUGCUUACCCAGUGGCCUUGCCUCAUAUAUGCAAAUUCUAUAGAACUCUGUGCCAUACAUAGACAAUGGCACCUCUCACCUGUAUACUCAUACAAUGUAUAGCUCAUGUACACAAUGUAGCUCGGGGUAACCAUGGAAACCUCCAGGUGUGUGUGUGCCGUUGGCUUUACCGAGCUGACACCUGUGUAUUAACUCAUAGGAUAUGAUUGAUUGGCAGGUGUGAUAGUAGUAAUUGUAAGUCUUGAUUCUGGUCAGUAAAAGUCACCUUUUACUUUUGUGUCGUUAGAAUAAGAGAUGAAUUGCUGUGAAUUGAUGUAUUGCUGUGAUACGGUGACGUUGAGGCCUUCUCUUUGCCACAUUUUUAUUCAAAUGUUCUGUCAUCCUUGUUUGCAUGUGGUUUGUGUCUUUUUGCUGUUUUUUUUUGUAUCCGAGAGCCCCAAUUGUGUUCUUUUACUAUUAUAUCACAAUGUAAAUAUGAUUUUUUAAAAUUUCCUUUUAUUACUGUAUCAGUAAAUGCUAUUUGCUUUCAUGUGACGUAUGUGAGUGGGGUGAAUGGAGCCUGUCAGCGCCUCGUACUGGUCUGCCUGCUAUUGCUGUGGGUCCCCACAAAUAGCACAACUAUAAUAUGUCAGAUCAAGAUCAACACAGGGAGAGAAAGAGGGGGGUAGAGGAACAUGCACUACGUUAUUGGGUCAAGGGUAAGGAACUGUUUUGUUUCUCAAUUAUGUUUUUACUAAAUAAAUCAAAGUGAAAGAAAAUGUGAGGCAUGUUCGCUUAAUCUGCAUUCCAGUGUUUUGUUGAGCGAGAGAGACUUGUUGUUUCUUGUUGUGGUGGCGAAUGCUGGGAUUGUGUGUGUUGUUGAUGAGUGAUGCUUGUUUUUGACAGUCUGCCACAGGUAAGUCGUCUGCUCUAUAUUGGAUGACUCUCAAGGGGAGAAGUGAUUGAAUGAUGUAAAUGCAGAGUUAGGCAUUUGGCCCAGAUCAAAUCCCUAAGGUGAUGUUUUGAACUUGCUUUCAUGGGAACCCUGGAUUUGAGCUAUGGAUUGAUGAAUUUGUAUAGCCUACAGUACUUGUGUACAAGAUGAGGGCUAGUUCCACCUAGAGAAUGCAAUCCUUUGUGCCUGGAAUAAGACAAUAUUGGAUUAAAAUCUGUCUUUCUGAUAUUAAGGAAACAACAUUACAUUAAAUUAUGUAUGAUGUGAUAUUCAAAUCUCUCUUUCGCCUUGGUUCUUCUGUUUCUUCUGAAAAUCAGUGUGGACUGUCUGAGCUAUAGUAUGUCGGACUGUAAUUGCUGGCUUGUGUAAAUGAAGCAUCAAUAAAGUUAUUCUCUAUA
Molecule: messenger RNA, 6337 nt
Organism: Oncorhynchus tshawytscha (Chinook salmon)
Lineage: Eukaryota; Metazoa; Chordata; Actinopteri; Salmoniformes; Salmonidae
Gene: klhl24a
Product: kelch-like family member 24a
Molecular function (GO): protein binding
Source: RefSeq, a predicted model, not a curated record